AUGGAGCUUCUUAACACAUACCGCCCUAGCACAGUCCUAGGUCAAGUUUCUAAAAACCUCGACAACCGCCAUAGUGACCUCAGCGUGACUCUUUUCUCUAACCAUGUCCCAUAUGAAGAAGCACUGACUGCGACUUUGAACUGCGUACGUGGACUUCCAGGCCGUAUCCUCCUACCUACGACAAAUCCAGUGCGUCGAGCGCAACUACGAAAGAUGGCCCUACAAGAAAUGUCAAACGACCCUACCCAUUCUUCAUCAAGCCAGCUUAUUCGGACAGCCGGAAAACUAACCCCGGAAGAUCUCCCACAAUCCGCCUCUCCACAUCGCCGUGCUUUGCUAAAGCAGAAGCUUCAAAACGAAAAUACAUCCCCACGGCAAGAUCCCUACGUCCUUCCAGCACGUUCUUUACUUGAGCAGAAUAAGUUAGCCGCUGUGCUUGGUAACAUCGUAGUCACUGCAAUGGAUUUCGAAGAGGGUUUACCAAAAUUUCAACUCGAGGGAGUCCGACUUCUUUGGGAUACGGGCGCCGCAAACACAAUUAUCACAAAGGAUCUCUUCGAUGAUAAAUUCCAAGCUUACCUAUCUGACCCUAUCCACCAGCCAUACAUACAUCAAGGUGAAUCCCGUGUUCAAGUCUCAUUCUCAGUCGAAUUUACAAACACGCUGUUUUCUAUGGACAUUAUUGCGGUUGUUGUGGAUCAGCACGCCGUCCCAAAUGGGCGCUCGGGCAUCAUACUAGGACAAGCAGGGUGUAUCGAUGCACUGCAAUACCGAUCGAUUCCCCGCGCAAUAAUUCAGGCCAAAGGCGAGUCGAUUGAAGAAAAGUACUGGGGGGAGCUAAUCCUGGAAAGCUACGUUGACGUUGAUGGAGAUUUGAAGGCGAUUGUGGGUUAG
Messenger RNA from Penicillium griseofulvum, 894 nucleotides. RefSeq lists its product as uncharacterized. Lineage: Eukaryota; Fungi; Ascomycota; Eurotiomycetes; Eurotiales; Aspergillaceae. The transcript has a single exon. The record is from RefSeq and is a predicted model, not a curated record. Bases 1 to 894 code for a protein of 297 amino acids.